Molecule: messenger RNA, 828 nt
Organism: Gordionus sp. m RMFG-2023
Lineage: Eukaryota; Metazoa; Nematomorpha; Gordioida; Chordodea; Parachordodidae
Product: ATP-dependent DNA helicase pif1-like
Exons: 1
Coding region: 1-828 (275 amino acids)
Biological process (GO): DNA repair; telomere maintenance
Molecular function (GO): DNA helicase activity
Source: RefSeq, a predicted model, not a curated record
AUGAAUUUACAUAGUUCGCUAGCUCUAGAUAUUAAAAAUAGCAAAUUGAUUAUUAUUGAUGAGGCCACAAUGAUGACUAAACACGCUUUGCGAUGCAUUGACCGAUUACUUAAAGACAUUAUGAAAAAUUCCCACCCAUUUGGCGGAAAAGUAAUUUUAUUAGGUGGUGAUUUUAGACAGACUUUACCAGUAGUGCCUAAAGGCUCCAAAGUCGAUAUUAUAGAGUCCUGUAUAAAAAGUUCAUAUUUAUGGAGUCAUUUUAAAAUAAUACAUUUGAUUGAUAAUAUGCGUAUUUCAUCAGAUCAAGUUGAUUACAAUGCUUGGUUACUUAAAAUUGGAGAUGGGCUAUCACGCAGCAAUUCUGAUCUUCCUACAAAUAGUGUUGAAAUCCCACCUUAUUUGGAAAAUGAUUCAUUAAUAAAAUGUGUGUAUGGUAAUUCUAUAGAAAUUGCUGAUAUAGAUAGUCUUUCUACUAAAAUAAUAUUAACCACCAAAAAUAAAAUUGCACUUACCCUCAACAACGAUAUCAUUAAUAUAAUUUCAGGCCCUAUCAAACAUUAUUAUAGUGCAGAUUCCAUUGAAAGCGAUACUAAGGAUGAUAUAAUGAAUUUUCCACUAGAAUUUUUGCAUUCACAAACUCCAUCCGGUAUGCCACCUCACAUAACACUUAAGGUUGGUACAAUUGUUAUGCUAUUACGCAACUUGAGCCCAAAGAAAGGACUUUGUAAUGGUACCCGUUUAAUCAUACGACAUUUACAUAUUAAUUUUAUCGACGCUGAGGUAUUGACAGGCACUAAUAAGGGUUAUCGAGUUUUUCUCCCAGAAUAG